UAUGUAGCUGGGAGAGGAAAUAAUAUAAUAAACCUUAUCCCAAAAUGUCAACAAUUCGUACAACUUGGACUGUAUAAAAGAAUAUUACAGAGAACAAGCUAUAGGGUUCGUUUUAGCCUGAAAGUUAUAGGUAACAGGAAGAGGUUCAGGUAAUAAUUAUAUUGGUUUAAUUUGGUGAAAAAAGGAGAGGCACAGAGAAUAGUCAGAGGCAGAAAGUGUACUUUUAUUCUUUACUGAGGUUUUUGACUAAAUAUAUAUAUUUUUUAUAAAGCUUGUUUCUUUUUGUUUUAAAGUAAUAAUUCUUUAUGCUGAACAGAAAAGUGCGCUUUUUUUGUAUUUAUUUGAUAUAUGUAACCCUGGUAUUGUUUAACUAAAUGCAGUUGUAAAAUAAUCACUUAAGGUAUUAUAUUCUAAUUUAUUUUUACAUUUUAAAUUGUAAGCGGCAGUCAUGUUUAUACAUUUUUUACUUUAGAAAUAACAGGCAAAAAGUUGGAAUAUUCGUUGCAAAUACUCUUGUAAACCUUAAGGCAUAAGCAAAGAAAAAUAUGAUACAACCUGUUUGUGACCAGUGGUUUUUGUAAAAGUGGGGCUCAGAGAUACAGUGGGAACGUAGGAAUGUUAAGUAAACGUAACAGUGGGAAAAGUAGUUACAGCCCAUAUACAGUGGGAUUAAGAAAGAAGAAAAACAGUUCCAGCACUUCCAAAUCUGGAGUGGAUUCUUUAAACAGAUCAAGUGUGUGGCUAAAGGAGCUGCCUCGUAAAGAUGCUGUGGAUAUCCAGGUUUUACAGAUGGGCAGUUCAUCAGAACUCACAGUUUCCAAUAUACCUACUUCCAAACUUGGAAACAGUCCUAGCACUGCUAGUACCCUCAAAAGGCCCACCAACUUAAGCCGGCAUGCUAGUGCUGCUGGAUUCCCCAUCUCCAACCAGACCAGCACCACCACAUGGGGAUUUAGUAAGGGCAACAAAUUCAGCAUGUACUCUGGUACUGAAAGCUGCGAUGGCCCUGUUAUGGAAGCUGAGGAUAUUGCACAACUGCUCCGCCAUGUGGCACGCUUUGCCGAAGGACUUGAAAAACUCAAAGAUGUAGUUCUCGGAGAAGACAAGCAGGAUACCCGGAGGCCAAUGGCCCAUGAAUGUCUUGGUGAAGUUCUCCGAAUAUUGCGGCAGGUUAUAAAUAAAUAUCCAAUCUUAAACUCUGUAGAAACUCUCACAGCAGCUGGAACUCUGAUUUCUAAAGUGAAAGGUUUUCACUACGAGUCCAGCAAUGAAGCUGAUAAAAAGGAGUUUGAGAAAGCGGUGGAAACCAUUGCAGUUGCUUUCAGCAGUAUUGUUUCAGAAUUUCUCAUGGGAGAGGUGGACAGCAGUACUUUACUUUCCCUACCACCAGCAGACAAAAGUCGGUCUAUGGAGAACCUAUAUGGAGGACUCCCGACAUCUGGAGACAUGGUGCAAACCAGCUGUGAGCUAAUUAAUACAGGUAGUCUGACAUCAGAGCAGGUCGACAUCAUGCUUCAAAAAUAUGAAGGUGGAGUGGAAGCAGCGCUACAGUAUGCCAAGGCAAUCUCCAAAUACAUGAAGGAUCUCAGCAUCUACCUAGAGAAAAGAACAACAUUGGAAAUGGAGUUUGCAAAGGGGCUUCAGAAAAUGGUUCAGUCAUGCAAGGCAAGCAUAAUGGAGGAGCACUAUAUGCCUUUCUUAUCUAUCUACUCACUGGCACUAGAACAGGAUAUGGAUUAUGGACAAGGGGUAAUGCAGAUGGCGAAUACCCUCCAGAACCAGACCUUCUUACAGCCACUACUUACAAGACGUGUCGAACAUGAGAAGAAAAGGAAGGAGCUUAAAGAGCUGUGGCACAGAGCACAGAAGAAGCUGCAAGAGGCAGAAGGAAAUCUACGGAAAUCCAAGCAGGUGUACAUGCAGAGGCAUGAGGAGUAUGAGAAAGCAAAGUACGUGACAGGGAGGGCUGAGGAGGACCAGCAGAGUGCCAGCAGCAGUAAUACUACUAAAACCUUGGAAAAGAAAAGGAGGUUAGAAGAGGAGGCCAAGAACAAGGCUACAGAAGCAGAAGCAACAUAUCGAACUUGUGUUGCUGAUGCCAAAACACAGAAACAAGAGCUAGAAGAUGUGAAAGUGAAUGUCCUUCGACAAAUCCAAGAAGUGAUCAAACAGACAGACCAAACCCUGAAAUCAGCUACAAUAUCAUAUUACCAGAUUAUGCAUAUGCAGACUGCACCCCUUCCUGUCCACUACCAGACACUCUGUGAAAGCAGCAAACUCUAUGACCCGGCCCAGCAGUAUGCAUGCUAUGUGAAAGAGUUGGAAAAGGAAAAUGAGCAGCACAACAAUUACGACUUUGAGCCAUAUGUGCCACAGGUCACAUGGUCUCCAUACAUUAGAACUCGGAAAGGCAGCUUCAAUGCCCAUGACUAUGCUGCAGGCUCCGGAUCUGAGACCCCUGGUGGUACUCAGUCACCAGUGGAAGAGAUAACUAGUCUUGAAGGGGCAAUUCUGAAGGAGAAUCGGAACCCAGAAAGAAGAGGAGGACGAGGUCACCAAGUUCACAAAUCUUGGCCAACAGGUGCAAAUGAUGCAGACAGCACUGGAAGUGGCAGCUGUCUCAACACACCUUCUGGAAGCUCAGGUGAUUUAGCUAGAAAAAUCCCCUUGAUGUCUUCAGACGGUACCAUGUCCUCAAAUGAAGAGAUAGAUGAGAAAGAUGGCAACACAGCUUCAUUUGAGCAAAGUAUUAAUGGGAUUUCCUCUGGAAUGGAUGUACCAACAGGACCUUUCCGGAAUGUUGGUCUCUCAAAGGCAGCUCAGACCCAUCGAAUGAGAAAACUGCGCACACCAUCCAAGUGCAGAGAAUGUGACAGCUAUGUAUACUUCCAGGGAGCGGAAUGUGAGGAGUGUUAUCUAGCUUGCCAUAAAAAGUGCUUGGAGUCCUUGGCUAUCCAGUGUGGACACAAGAAACUGCAUGGAAAACUACAGUUGUUUGGUCGUGACUUUGAAGAGGUAUCCAAGGCCAGUCCAGAUGGUAUCCCUUUUAUUAUCAAGAAAUGCAUUUCUGAGAUUGAGAAAAGAGCAAGUAAAAUAAAGGGAAUUUACCGUGUUAAUGGAGUGAAGACACGUGUCGAGAAACUUUGCCAGGCUUUUGAGAAUGGGAAGGAGCUGGUAGAGCUGUCACAGGCCUCACCACAUGAUAUCAGCAACGUACUCAAACUGUACCUCCGACAGCUCCCAGAACCCAUCAUGCCCUUCCGCCUCUACAAUGAGCUAAUGGGUCUGGCAAAGGAGAGCCUGCACGGUAGUGCAGAAGGUGUGGCUGGAAAGGGACCUGAACUGGUGGACAAGGGACCGGACACAAACAAGGAAGUCAUUGCUACAGUACAGAAACUGAUAGACCUACUAAAGGAACUGCCUCCAUCAAACAUGGCAACGUUACAGUACCUGAUUCGACACCUGUGCAGAAUUGCAGAGUUGGAGCAAGACAACAAGAUGACACCUAGUAACCUUGGUAUUGUAUUUGGCCCCACACUGAUGAGACCAAGGCCUACAGAAGCCACAGUAUCCCUCUCUUCACUGGUCGACUAUCCCCACCAAGCACGCAUACUGGAAACCAUGAUCAUCUUCUAUGAUGCCAUCUUUGAAUCAAGGUCAACAGACUGUUUGUUGAAUGCAGACAGUGAUAAUGGGGGCCAAGGAAACAACAAGUGGGCCUCCACCGGACAGCGACCAGCAUCUGGGAAUCUUGAUGAUGUAGCUGAAGAGGAGUACAUCAGUCAGCAGCUACAGUCUGAGGAUGCAACAGAUAACAGAGACUCAUUCUGUGGAAAUUCACUGGGUUCUACAGGGUCUCGAGAACGCUCUAUUGAUUCUGACUCAGAGCUAGAAGAUGGAAAUAGUGAAUACCAUAAUUCAAGGCAAAUGAAGUCAGCAAAAACUGGAUCACGGCUCAUUAAGCAGGGUAGUGAAACAAGUGCUGAAGAAGGACAGCUCUACAGUGAUGGCAAUGAAGGGUCUCAUAGCAGAACCUCAAGUUUGGAGCAAACCUCCAAUCGCAGUUCAAGCAUCAAUGUUAUGUUACAACAGUUAACGAUAGGUGAGCAUGGAGAACUGGAUAAUGAAGUCAUUACUUCUACUUCUGAAGUCAAAGAGGUGACUUCACAACGAAGCCAGACAACUCACACCAUGACUCUGUCACAGUAUAAUACCAAUCAGUCCAACAGUGUGCUCAAAAUCAGUCACUGCCUUUCAGAUCCACUUCAUUAUGACCACUUAAGCCCACUUGUUUGGCGGCAGAAAGGAAAAACAAUAGCACUGGACAAGAACACAGCACCAGAAUGUGUGUAACAUGGUCAUGGUUUGUAUUUUAUCGUUUAAUGCCUGUCACUUUUUCCUGCAAUAAACAUUCCAAAUACUCUGCUGAAUUGGUACAAUCUCAUCAUAAAAAUGUGACAUAAUACAGUAAAAUUUGUCAUGGAUCUUUGCUCAGAAUGUCACAGACAGAAGUUGUUUACCAAGUGCACUGAGAAAAAAAGUGCAUGAUCAGCUCUCAUCUGCUACCCUUUGUUGACAGUCUUUCUGAAACGGGGCAGUAGAGAUGCAUCUCCCUUUAACUUCUGUAGCCUGUGCAUCUUUCACAUUAAUUUCCAGUAAACAAAACAGGUCAUUCAUUUACUAGCAGUUCUCUUUUGCAGCUGUGUGCUUAUUGUGAUGAUAACAUGCAGCAGACAUAAUAGCUGGUAUAUUUCUUCAAUAACGCAUAGCUCUAAGUAACGAGCUGAAAAGAACAAACUAGCCUCUGUGUAGAGCUGUAUUCAUUACUUUUGGUAACGGUUUGAAAAAUGUACAGGAGCUACUAAAACGCUUAUUUUGUAAUAAAAUGCACAUGGCUAAGUUUACUAUGAAAUAUCAAAUUAUAACAGUGAAGUCAUGUGAUAUUUGAUAAAGCAAAGUUGAUCACCAAAGUGUGGCACUUUGAUAGAACUGUGUAUAUUAUGCACUUUGAAGUGUGAAUCUGAAUGCUGAAAUAUAAUUCACUUUGUUUAAUUUUUUUAUAUAUUUUAUGCAAAUGGUAAAUUAUAAGAAAUGUGUUGUAAAAAUACUUCUCAAAUACAGGGUAUACCCUCACAGUGAAAAUUUCUGUUCUACUUACUUUUUUUUAGCACUUUUGAUACAAUAAUGCUUCCAACGUGAGCCACACCAGGUUUUUAACAGCACUGCUAGAUAUUGCUUUACAAUUACUGUUCCUUGAGAUGAAAGAGGUAAUACUGCCAUAUUUCAGUCAAACAGCAGGUAAGCAGGAUCAGAGGUCAAUAAACCUCUGAAAAGAUGAAAACAGUAAAGACAUAAGGAACUCUCAUUUCUUUGUCUCAGAUGUGAAAACAAACUUCAGAACAAAAUGGAAGCUAACAGACUGCCGAAAGACAUGAAACAGUGAAGAAAUGAAUAAAGCAUUUACGUUGCUCUUAGCAUCACUGUGUGCUGCUGCUAUAACAUUAAGAGAAGAAUUUGGGAACAAAUCUAUCUUUACUCUGGUGUCUGCUGUUUUACAAACCAAAACACAGGUGUAGCUCAUACCUUUUUUUCUCGGAUCCUCAUACUGAUUUUCUUGCAAGUCAGCGAAUAUUACAGUCAAUGAAAAGCGAGUGAUGUUAAGAGUUCCAGACUUCUUAAUCUUCAGAAGCAUGCAUCUUACUUCAAAUCCUGUUAUUCCAACAACUUAUUAGCAAAAUAAGAACUGUUUUUUUUUUUUUAAAUUGUCCCUAAUUUUGGGUCUUUCUCCCUUUUUAUUUUUGCUUUGUCACUAAUACUUGAGCAACUGUUGCCACAGUGGUGCAAUGGUUAGUGUUGUCGCCUCACAGCAAGAGAUUCUUUGGUCCGAUUCUUGGCUGGAACAUCUUCUAUGCACAGUCUGUAUGCCCUCCCUGCGGUUGAAUGAGUUUUAAAGACAUGCAGGUAGGUGCGUGUGUGUGCACCUUCUGUGAAAGUUGGGUGUCAGACUGGCAACUCGGCACCAUAAAAACUCCACUGCCAAUCAAUCUGCGGACCAGUGAUCCACUGUGAUGAGCCCUAACUGGGAAAAGCCAAAAUACAUUGCUUUUGGCACUGAUACUUGAGCAAAGGGGUUAAAAUCAUAUGAUGCAACUUAUCUUCAAAUCCAAUUCUCCCAAACACAUACACUUGUAAGCUAGGGUGGGAAGAAAGGGGUGGCUACCCUGGAUGUAAGGCUGUUAGCGGUUUAAUUGGAAGAUGCUAAUGGGGUGGUAUUGCAGUACAAAAUUCAGAAAUGAAUGCCAAUACUACAUUUUCAGUCACAGCUGAAGAACUAAAGCAUUUCAUGUGUGGCAUUAUAACUGUAGCAAGCGCUACAGUUUUAGCACAGCAGAUAUUUUUUUGGUCCUUAACUUGGAGAGGAUAUUUUAUUUUUUAAUUAAUUUUUUUUUUUUUGGUCUUCAACUUAUUAGAGCUGAAGGAGACACCAGAACAGGGUGCUGUACAUGGUGCCAGGUAACAUUGCUAUGGUCUCUCACACACACACACACACACACACACACACACAGUAUUAACCAUAUUUGAAUGUCAGCAUGACGGCCAUACUUUUAGGAACAAACCUUUAACAGCAUCAGCUGAAGGGGUAAACAUCCAUCCAUCCACAACCCCUUUUUCCAGUUUCACACGUGAGUUCAGGGUGUCACUUCAACACUG
Protopterus annectens (West African lungfish) is the source of this 6711-nucleotide messenger RNA. It is a transcript of the gene ARHGAP45, whose product is annotated as Rho GTPase activating protein 45. Gene Ontology annotation, molecular function: GTPase activator activity. Gene Ontology annotation, biological process: signal transduction; activation of GTPase activity. The coding region runs from base 616 to 4353 and encodes 1245 amino acids. The record is from RefSeq and is a predicted model, not a curated record. Gene Ontology annotation, cellular component: membrane. Lineage: Eukaryota; Metazoa; Chordata; Ceratodontiformes; Protopteridae. The transcript is spliced from 23 exons.